This is a messenger RNA of Lytechinus variegatus (green sea urchin), 4639 nucleotides long. Its product is annotated as regulator of telomere elongation helicase 1-like. Gene Ontology annotation, biological process: negative regulation of t-circle formation; DNA replication; regulation of double-strand break repair via homologous recombination. The coding region runs from base 356 to 3682 and encodes 1108 amino acids. The transcript has 32 exons. Gene Ontology annotation, molecular function: ATP binding; DNA binding; DNA helicase activity. Gene Ontology annotation, cellular component: nucleus. NCBI's taxonomy places the organism in Eukaryota, Metazoa, Echinodermata, Echinoidea, Temnopleuroida, Toxopneustidae. The record is from RefSeq and is a predicted model, not a curated record.
GGAUUACAGGCGCACGCCACAACGCCCAUGUUUUAUUCUUGUUCCAUGAUGGUUCACGAGAUGGCGCUAUCAAUUUGCUGUCAAUUUUUGGUAACGCGCGUCUUGCGAAAUAUUCUUUCUGAAUUGAGAAAUUCUGCCUUUUAAAAAAUUAUCCUGACUUUAUAGUCUUAGAUUAAUAUCUAAUCUUGUCCAGAUUCACUUCUAAUAAAAGGUUACAGCAUCAAUCAUUCAUUUUAUUUUAAGCCAAGGUCCAUGAAGGAAAUCAUCAGUGUAUUCCGGAGUAGCUGAAGUCUAAAUAUGGUCUUGUGGUGAGAGUUCACGUUGUUAUCGUGGGAGGACGGUAUUCAUACCCAUCAUGCCGAGCGUCUCGUGUGAAGGGGUACAGGUGGACUUCCCUUUUGAGCCAUAUCCUUGUCAGAAAGACUACAUGAACAAAGUUAUACAAUGUCUCCAGAAGAGAAUUAAUGGAGUCCUGGAGAGUCCAACGGGUACCGGGAAGACCCUGUGUCUCCUCUGCUCCACCCUGGCCUGGAGACACACCUACAUUGCCCAGCAGGAGCUCGGGAAGUGUCUCAAGGGCAACAGAGGAGGAGGAGACGGUGCCGCAGGAGCCUACCAGGAGCAGCUGAUGACAGACCUCAAGACUGGAGCUGGCUGGGGAGAGAGCAGUGAAGAAGCUUUAUUCAUUGACCGGCCGAAGAUCAUCUAUGCCUCAAGAACCCAUUCUCAGCUUUCACAGGCAUUGGACCAACUCAAAGAUACUGUAUACAGGCCGAGAGUGUCUGUUCUAGGAUCUCGGGAGCAGAUGUGCAUUCACCCUGAAGUACUCAAAGCUGAAAGCAACUCGGCAAAGGUGCAUAUGUGCCGUGCAAAGGUGAAUGCCAAGAUGUGUCACUUCCACAACAAUUUAGAUAAUAAGAAAGGAGAGAAAGCAUUUACUGAAGGUAUUCUGGACAUUGAGGAUCUUGUCAAACUUGGCAAUCAACACAAAGUCUGUCCAUACUACAUGGCUCGAGAGCUCAAGACCUCGGCUGAUAUCAUAUUCAUGCCUUACAACUACCUCUUAGACCCUAAGUCACGUCGUAUUCAUGGAAUCGAGCUAGCAGGCAAUAUAGUGAUCUUUGAUGAGGCUCACAAUGUGGAGAGGAUGUGCGAGGAGAGUGCUUCCUUUGACCUGACCUCAUUUGACCUCGCUUCCUGUGUCGAGGAGACCGAUCACCUCCUGAAGAAGACUGUAGAGGUCACCAUGCUGAAUGAACGUUACCAUGGAGAAGGGGUCGGAGGAGAUGAUGACUUUGAUGCUGCUGGACUUGCUACACUCAAAAAGCUCUUCCUAGAUCUUGAAGAACACAUAAGUUCGUUCAACAUUUCUGCAAACAGUGAUGGUAUCACCAAACCUGGAAGCUUUAUUUUUGAGUUCUUCAGUCAAGUCAACAUCAAUGCUGAGACCAAGAAUGAAUUGAUGCAGCUCCUUGAGAAAAUGAUAUCACAUCUCACAAACAGCUCAACAGUAUUCCACAACAAAGCUGCCGGUCUGCAAAAAUUUUAUGACAUUAUAACAAUUGUAUUCAAUCGAGAUGGCCCUGAAGGCGAUAGGAGAAGUCAGAUCUCUGCCUCUCAGAUGACGAGGUAUUACAAGGUCCACAUUAGGACCACGGAGGCCACCCAGAAAAAGACUGGAAAGCUGGACCUGUGGGCAACCUCCGGUAAACCAAAGAAAAAGGGUUUUGUAUUGAGCUACUGGUGUUUCAGUCCAGGGUUCAGCAUGCAGGAGUUGUAUUCACAAGGCGUCCGUUCCAUCAUCCUAACUUCAGGGACUUUAGCUCCUCUCAACUCCUUUAAAUCUGAGCUUAAAAUUGAUUUUCCAGUUCAGUUGGAGAACCCUCAUGUAAUUGACAAACAUCAGAUGGUGGUGGGUGUGAUGACCAAAGGACCGGAUGGGACCACUCUCAAUUCAUCUUAUCAAACAAGGUUCAACAAGGACUAUGUGCUCUCACUCGGAAAUGCUAUAGUUAACUUUGCCCGUAUGGUGCCCAAUGGUCUGCUAGUCUUCUUUCCAUCCUACCCAGUCAUGAAUCAUGCUCUGGAGGUCUGGCAGGAGUCUGGUGUCAGCAAUAGAAUCUCUCAAUACAAACAAAUGUUUAUUGAACCACGGGGGAAGGCAGACUUCCAAGAGGCGAUGGAGUCAUUCUACGAGCGAGUCAAGGACCCUACCCUGAAUGGAGCUGCAUUCUUUGCUGUCUGCAGGGGAAAGGUAUCUGAAGGUCUGGACUUUGCUGAUAACAAUGGUCGAGCAGUGGUCAUCACUGGUCUCCCAUUUCCACCCAGGAAAGAUCCCAGGGUCAUGCUCAAAAUGCAAUAUCUGGAUGAAGCGAAGAGAAGAAAUCCCCAGGGUCUAAGUGGACAGAUGUGGUACAGGCAACAGGCGUCAAGGGCAGUUAAUCAGGCCAUAGGCAGGGUCAUCAGACAUCGCCAGGACUUUGGAGCUAUUCUCCUCUGCGAUACAAGAUUCACCAACUCCGAAGCGAGAGCCCAGCUACCGUCUUGGGUCCGACCUCAUCUUGCCGUCUAUGACAAGUUUGGACAGGGUGUCAGAGACCUCAUGAACUUCUUCAAAAUUGCUGAAAAAGUAAUGCCCAAACCGCAGCUGAAGUCCAACAGACCCCAGGUCACUGUCGCAGCGUCUGCGUCUUCGUCGUCUACAUCUCAGGAGCGUCCCUCUCAGGUUGCCAUGUCAACGUCUUCUGCAUCCUCCUCCUUCAAGAACGUCUCCUAUCAGACGGCCAAGCAUGUCGACGCUCAUGUACCAAGCUUGAAGAAGAAUAAAGAUGGAAGUAAUGUGUCAGAAGCCCAGCUGAAGAUUAUGUACGAGGAGGCUAGGCCUUCAUCCUCUAACACAGGCUUCACGCUCCUAGAUGCUCUACAUGAUGCUGAGAAACCAAAAUCUGAUGACUUUGCGAUUCCAACAAGUAUACCUUUGUCAAAUCAGGAGAAUGCUUUGAAUAAACGACCGGAAGAUCCCAAAAGGAAGAAGAAAAUCAUCAUUAAAGAAAAUAAAUUUGGGGGUCAGUCAUCAUCCUCAUCAUAUUCUUCCAUUAGUAAGAGACAACGCACUGCUUGUCUUGUGUCUGCCAAGGACUAUGUAACAGAGGUGAAAAAGAGACUGAGUAAAGAGAGCUACAAAGCAUUCUCAAAUGUAAUGCAGUCGUAUAAAAAGGACAAUGACUUUGGUCUGAUGAUAGCUGGUCUAGCUGAUCUCUUCACCGAAGAUCCCACCAAAUACCAUCUCUUCAGGAAGUUCUAUAGCUUUGUACGCCCUUGCCACAAGAAGCGGUUUGAUCAGCUCUGCAAAGAGAUUACAGGCGAGGGAUGCGGCUACAGACCCGAGGACAGCAUAGAAAAGAAAAAGACCGAUGAUGCUGAAGAUAAGGCACAGAAACCUCAAGCAGCCAAAAGGAACAUGGAGCAGAACACGGUUGGUGAAGCAGCGAAAAGACACUGCUCUGGCUUAGGAAGUGCCUCCAGCAUCGCAACCACUAGUCAUCUCAGCAGCUCAUCCCAUCUCAGUAAGGGUGCAGACCUACUCAAUGGUGGUGCCGACCACUUGAACAAGGGUACCGUACACCUGAAUGAAGGUGCUUCACUGUGGACUGAAGGUGCAGAGAACUUAAAAGGGAGCUGACAUCUGGACAGCACAUCCCACCUCAGCGAGAGUAUAGACCUGAAUGUUGGUGGCGACCAUUUCAUUAAGGGUACCAUGCUCUUCAAUAAAGGUGCCACAGUUUGGACUGAGGGCAAAUGAGAAUUUAGAAGGUAGCUUGACUCUAUUUGAUUUGCCAUAGCAAAGGUGUUGCGACUCGGAACAAGGGCACCAUGCACCUAAUUGAAGGUGCAUUUUGUGGAUUGAAGGUUCAGAAGGUGGAUUGAAGGUGCGAAGAUCUCAUAAGGCAGCUGACGUCUAGUUGAUUUGUCUUAGCUGAGGUAAAACAAAUUUGAGCAAGGGCACCAUACACCUUAAUGAAGGUGUCCCACUAUUAACUGAAGGUUAAGAACCAUUGAAGGCAGCUAACAUCAAGCUUUACAGAUGGUAUCACCAAAUUGAACAAGGGAACCAUAUAUAUCCAGGAUGGUAUUGGAUCACAGAAUCAAGGUGCAGAAUCCCUUAAAGGUAGCUCACAUGGAGAUCUUGGUUUGGCAAAAGUAUUACCAAAUUGAAUAAAGAUACAACAUACUUUAAUGAAGGUGCCACGCCAUGAACUGAAGGUAGAGAAGCCACUGAAGAUAGCUGACAUGGACAAUGAGUAUAACUCAGCUAGGGUAUUAAGAAAUAGAGCGGAGGUACCAUGCACCGUAAUGAGGGUGCCUUGUCAUAGACUGAAUAUGCAGAAGUUGUUGAAGGAAGCUGCUAUUGCAUUUCUUAGUCAAGGUUUCGUCGUACUGAAUAAGGGUGUCAUGUGCCUGCUUGAUGUUGUUUUCAAGGUGCAGAGAUGAUGAAGUGUAAUGAACAGGAAUUGCAAGUUCAUGGUCAACAGGAUGCAUGGCACUUGGAGGCCUGUGCCUCAUCUUGCAAAGAGUUGCGAUUGAUCCGAUCAAUGUCAACUAUGGAUGGCCAGCAACAUCAACAUCUAUUAUGCAUGUU